Molecule: messenger RNA, 5511 nt
Organism: Manis javanica (Malayan pangolin)
Lineage: Eukaryota; Metazoa; Chordata; Mammalia; Pholidota; Manidae
Source: RefSeq, a predicted model, not a curated record
UGGCCUGCGGACCAGGGGCGGGCGGGCGGGCGCGCCGGCGGACGGCGGGCCGCGCUGGCGGCCACGAUGAUGGAGAUCCAGAUGGACGAGGGCGGCGGCGUGGUGGUGUACCAGGACGACUACUGCUCCGGCUCGGUGAUGUCGGAGCGGGUGUCGGGCCUGGCCGGCUCCAUCUACCGCGAGUUCGAGCGCCUCAUCCACUGCUACGACGAGGAGGUGGUCAAGGAGCUCAUGCCGCUCGUGGUCAACGUGCUCGAGAACCUGGACUCGGUGCUCAGUGAGAACCAGGAGCACGAGGUGGAGCUGGAGCUGCUGCGCGAGGACAACGAGCAGCUGCUCACCCAGUACGAGCGGGAGAAGGCGCUGCGCAAGCAGGCCGAGGAGAAAUUCAUCGAGUUUGAAGAUGCUUUGGAACAAGAGAAGAAAGAGCUGCAAACCCAGGUGGAACACUACGAGCUUCAGACGCGCCAGCUAGAAUCGAAGGCCAAGAACUAUGCAGAUCAGAGUCAGAAGAGGCCGAAGCUCCCACCCCACAGUCCUCGCCAGGAACUGACGGACAGCCAGGCAACCCCUCUCAAGGCCAGAGCAGAGGUCAGACGUCCCUGGAUAGAGCGCCUUCCUCGGCAGCCAGUUCUGUUUUCCCGGUUGGAGGAGCGGGAGUCGGAGAUGAAGAAGGAGUACAACGCUCUGCACCAGCGGCACACAGAGAUGAUACAGACGUACGUGGAGCACAUCGAGAGGUCCAAGAUGCAGCAAGCGGGAGGCAGCAGCCAGACCGAGAGCAGCCUGCCGGGGAGGAGUCCGCGCCAGUCGUGGAGGAAAAGCAGGAAGGAGCGUCCUGCCUCUCUGAACGUCUUCCCCCUGGCCGACAGCAUGGUACGUGUGCAGACGGGGGGCAAGCUCGUGCCUGCGGGGGACCACUGGCACCUGAGUGACCUCGGCCAGCUGCAGUUCAGCUCCAGCUACCAGUGUCCACACGACGAGAUGUCUGAGUCGGGCCAGUCCUCGGCAGCCGCCACACCCAGUACCACAGGCACCAAGUCCAACACGCCCACAUCAUCUGUGCCCUCUGCCACGGCCACACCGCUCAAUGAGAGCCUGCAGCCCCUGGGGGACUACGGCUCCGGCACCCAGAACAGCAAACGUGCCCGGGAGAAACGCAGCAGCCGCAACAUGGAGGUCCAGGUCACACAGGAGAUGCGGAAUGUCAGCAUAGGCAUGGGCAGCAGUGAUGAGUGGUCUGAUGUUCAGGACAUCAUCGACUCCACCCCAGAGCUGGACACGAGUCGGGAGCCCCGUCUGGACCGCACAGGCAGCAGCCCGACCCAGGGGAUCGUGAACAAGGCGUUUGGCAUCAACACCGACUCCCUGUACCACGAACUGUCAACCGCAGGGUCCGAGGUCAUCGGGGAUGUGGAUGAAGGGGCCGACCUGCUAGGGGAGUUCUCAGUGCGCGAUGAUUUUUUUGGAAUGGGCAAGGAAGUGGGGAACCUGCUGCUGGAGAACUCGCAGCUUCUGGAGACCAAAAACGCUCUGAACGUGGUGAAGAAUGACCUCAUCGCCAAGGUGGACCAGUUGUCUGGGGAGCAGGAGGUGCUGAAGGGGGACCUGGAAGCUGCCAAGCAGGCCAAACUCAGGCUGGAGGGCCGCAUCAAGGACCUGGAGGAGGAGCUGAGGAGAGUGAAGUCGGAGGCCAUCACUGCCCGCCGCGAACCCAAAGAAGAGGUGGAGGAUGUGAGCAGCUAUCUCUGUACAGAACUGGACAAGAUCCCCAUGGCCCAGCGACGCCGCUUCACACGGGUGGAGAUGGCCCGCGUGCUCAUGGAGCACAACCAGUACAAGGAGCGGCUGAUGGAGCUACAGGAGGCCGUGCGGUGGACGGAGAUGAUCAGAGCCUCCCGUGAGCACCCGUCUGUCCAGGAGAAGAAGAAGUCCACCAUCUGGCAGUUCUUCAGCCGCCUCUUCAGCUCCUCCUCCAGCCCCCCUCCGGCCAAGCGGGCCUACCCCUCCGUGAACAUCCACUACAAGUCGCCCACCACCGCCGGCUUCAGCCAGCGCCGCAGCCACGCCAUGUGCCCGAUCUCCGCCGGCAGCCGGCCCCUGGAGUUCUUCCCGGAAGACGACUGCACCUCCUCUGCGCGGCGCGAGCAGAAGCGGGAACAGUACCGCCAGGUGCGCGAGCACGUGCGCAACGACGACGGGCGGCUGCAGGCCUGCGGCUGGAGCCUGCCGGCCAAGUACAAGCAGCUGAGUCCCAGUGGGGGCCAGGAGGACACUCGGAUGAAGAACGUGCCUGUCCCGGUGUACUGCCGUCCUCUGGUGGAGAAGGACCCAACCAUGAAGCUAUGGUGUGCCGCGGGCGUCAAUCUGAGCCGGUGGAAGCCAGGCGAGGACGACUCUGGGAGUGCUGUCAGGCCUGUGCCAGGCCGUGACCCCCUGACCUGUGACCGAGAAAUGGAAGGAGAGACCAGGAGCAGCCACACAUCCCCCGAGAAGAAGGCAAAGGAGACCCCGGAGGCGGACGCCACCUCCAGCCGGGUAUGGGUCCUCACCAGCACGCUGAGCACCAGCAAGGUGGUAAUCAUUGAUGCCAACCAGCCAGGCACUGUUGUGGACCAGUUCACCGUGUGCAAUGCCCACGUCCUGUGCAUCUCCAGCAUCCCUGCGGCCAGUGACAGCGACUACCCUCCAGGGGAGAUCUUCCUGGACAGCGACAUGAACCCUGAGGACUCCGGUGCAGAUGGCGUGCUGGCCGGCAUCACCCUCGUGGGCUGUGCCACCCGCUGCAACGUGCCACGCAGCACCUGCUCCUCCCGAGGGGACACCCCAGUGCUGGACAAGGGCCAGGGGGAGGUGGCGGCUGUCGCCAGUGGGAAGGUCAACCCAUCUCAGUCCACGGAGGAGGCCACAGAGGCCACAGAGGUGCCAGACUCUGGGCCCAGCGAGGCAGAGGCAGCUACAGUGCGGCCUGGGCCUCUCACAGAGCACGUCUUCACUGACCUGGCCCCCACCCCAGGCCCCAGUGCCCAGCCUGGCAGUGAACAAGGGCCAGAAGCCGAUGGAAGUGGUACGCAACCCAAGCCGCAGCCCAAUGGAGGCUCUUCAGGGCCCAGUAGCAGUGCUGCGCCAACCAUGUGGCUGGGAGCCCAGAAUGGCUGGCUCUACGUGCACUCAGCUGUGGCCAACUGGAAGCAGUGUCUGCACUCCAUCAAGCUGAAGGACUCCGUGCUGAGCCUGGUGCAUGUGAAAGGGCGGGUGCUCGUGGCUCUUGCAGACGGGACUCUGGCCAUCUUCCACCGAGGUGAAGAUGGCCAGUGGGACCUGAGCAACUAUCACCUGAUGGACCUGGGCCACCCACACCACUCCAUCCGCUGCAUGGCUGUCGUGUACGACCGUGUCUGGUGCGGCUACAAGAACAAGGUGCACGUCAUCCAGCCCAAGACUAUGCAGAUCGAGAAGUCAUUCGAUGCCCACCCAAGGCGGGAGAGCCAGGUGCGGCAGCUGGCGUGGAUCGGUGACGGGGUGUGGGUGUCCAUCCGCCUGGACUCCACACUGCGGCUCUACCACGCCCACACCCACCAGCACCUGCAGGACGUGGACAUCGAGCCCUACGUCAGCAAGAUGCUGGGCACGGGCAAGCUGGGCUUCUCCUUCGUGCGCAUCACGGCCCUGCUCAUCGCGGGCAGCCGCCUCUGGGUGGGCACUGGCAAUGGAGUCGUCAUCUCCAUCCCGCUGACGGAGACCGUGGUCCUGCACCGAGGCCAGCUCCUGGGGCUCCGAGCCAACAAGACAUCUCCCACGUGCGGGGAAGGGGCCCGCCCAGGGGGCGUCAUCCAUGUGUACGGCGACGACAGCGGUGACAAAUCUGCCAGCAGCUUCAUCCCCUACUGCUCCAUGGCCCAGGCCCAGCUCUGCUUCCACGGGCAUCGGGAUGCCGUCAAGUUCUUUGUGUCAGUGCCAGGGAACGUGUUGGCCACUCUGAAUGGCAGCGUCCUAGACAGUCCAUCCGAGAGUCCAGGGCCUGCUGCUUCUGCUGCCGACGCCGAGGGCCAGAAGCUGCAGAACGUGCUGGUGCUGAGCGGUGGGGAAGGCUACAUUGACUUCCGCAUUGGCGACGGAGAGGAUGACGAGGCGGAGGAUGGUGCAGGGGACGGGGUCCAGGUGAAGCCCAUGCUGUCCAAGGCUGAGCGCAGCCACAUCAUUGUGUGGCAGGUGUCCUAUGCCCCCGAGUGAGGCUGUCACCCCACUGCCUCACCUGAUGCCAUAUGUACAUACAACCCCACCUGCUGCCCACCACCCGCCCACAGGCAGCCAGGUGUGCUCCACCCUCUUCUAACCUCUCAACCUGCAGCUUUCACCUUAGGUCUGGGCCUCCUCGUGAGCUGGCAGGAGCGGCCCACAGGGUAUGGGCUGGGAGGGUGGCGGGGAGUGGGGUAGCAUUCUCACCAGGUUGGGGCAGAACCUCUCGGGACCCCUUCCCCAGCAGCUCCUGGCUGGUGCCCAACCCAAAGUCCUCAAGUCACAGGAGCACUUCAGGGCCAGAGCCAGGCAGAACUCCAGGGUGGGUCAGGCUGAAGGAAGCCCCUGCAGGCGGUCCCCAGCCCUACCCCGGGCUCCCCACUACCCCUAUUUCUGGAACCCUGCGGGUGCUUCACCACACUGUCUUCCCACCCUGACCCUGCUUGCCUUUGCCUGCUGCCUGAAGGGGUGGGGGUCCAACCCUAAGGGGGGCCAGCUCAGCCACUGGCCUUCCCUGGGCUCCCCCCGCUCAAUCCCUGCCAUCCCGGAACUGGCAUGAUAGCUCGUAACGAGGCUCCCUGGGACAGCUGCUCGAGAAGACACAGGUGCCCUCAUCCUGCCCCCCAGUGGGGCAAGCUGUCACUGGCCUUCACCUGUGUACUCCCCAGCUUUCUCCGGGCAGGAGACCCACCUUGAAGGAGCAGGUUCUGGAGUCGUGCCCCUCCCAGAAGCCCCCAGGGUGGGACUUCUUAGGCUGCCAGGGCUGGAGUUAGUCCUAGAACACAGGUCCAGCCUCAGGGUGACUGGCACGGUGUGCUUAGCGCCUGCCUCCCAUGCAGUCUCUGAGGGGCCUGGCUCCCAAGACCUACUAAGUGCCUGGGGCUGGCAGCAUGGCCUGCUCCCUUGAGGACAGUGGACUAGUCUGCUAAGGGCCAAGGACAGGAGCUGCCUCCAGCUGGCUCUAGGUGUGCACCCACCUGCUUUGAGGGGCAUUACCCUGGCCUGCAGAGCCUCCCCCACCUGCCCAGGCCUAGGCCUUAUUCCUGCUCGUAGAGGCACUAGUCAGAGCAGCCCAGGCCCUGCUGCCCACCCACCUCCCACCAGAGAAGCACAGAUCUUGGGCAGCCUCCCUCGAGUCCAGCCAGCCACUGCUGCAGCCGUGUGCACCUGCAGGCUUCUCCUGCUACCCUGCCACUCUCCACUGUGAUGUAUGUCAAGUCCCUCAUCUGUUCCCACAGGGCCAUAAAGUGCCGGGUGGGGGGGGGGGAGCUG